CAGUCUUCUUUGGAGCGAAGAGGUUCUGAAAACUUGGAAAUAUUUUUAAGGACUCUAUCAUGAACGUGUCCAUAUCGCUGCUCUUAGUUACUAGUUUUGUUGGAGUUCUUGCAAAUCACACUCUAAAGAAUACCAAGAAUUUUGGAAGUGAGAGUGAUAUUUUAGUGCGAAAGGCCCGAUGGCUGCCCCUGAUUUAUCCUAGAUCUAAUCCCACCCGAUUGCAGAUGAUCGCUGGCUUUGGUAUACCCGCGGAAGAUCUCAAGCUGGAAUCGGUCAUUACGGGCUAUGUCCUGAAAGCCCAAUAUUAUUUGCCAUACUCAGCCAAGCAAUUGAGGACCAAGGACGUGCACGAAAUCUCUGAAGGCAGGCUGCUGCACAAUGCCACCAUCUUCGAUAAGGUCAUGCAGAUGUCUGAACGAAAACUUGGCCUGGACCCGAAUAUCCUGCAGCAGGAUCUCCAGGCCCUGGGCAGUUAUCGCUGGUCGGUUUACGAGGCUUUCACGGCCCUGGCCAUUCGCAUGAAGCUCAAUGGCAGAGUCUGUGUCCUGAAGAGCAUCUGCGAAAGUGCCGCGGCUCCCUUCGACGAUCGCAACGGUUUGCUGGGCGAGGUGCUGCACAUCCUGCUCACACCAUCUAGUUCGGCGGAUCCCUUGGCGGAGCACUCGGACAAUGACUACCUGCAGGCUGAGAGACUGGGAGCAGCUGGUGGCGAUUGCGAUCAGGUGUAUCCGAGGUGCCCCAAGUCCCUGCUGGAGCACUUCAGUGAUGUGCAUCACCUGGGCAGUGAGUUCCUUAGAAUGUUGGGUUAA
Drosophila erecta is the source of this 809-nucleotide messenger RNA. RefSeq lists its product as uncharacterized. The record is from RefSeq and is a predicted model, not a curated record. NCBI's taxonomy places the organism in Eukaryota, Metazoa, Arthropoda, Insecta, Diptera, Drosophilidae. The transcript is spliced from 3 exons. The coding region runs from base 60 to 809 and encodes 249 amino acids.